GGCAGCCAGUUGGCGUCCUUUGUAAAAUUAGACAUUCUAUGCGUAUAACAAUUUAAUAACAAAAUGCAUUUAUAUACUAAUAAUUUCCAUUGUGCUAAUAGUCUUUAUUUAUUCAUUUGAAGUUAAUAAUAAUAAAAAAUGUAUAUAGGCAAUUAUGCGUGGUUGGCUAUAAAACAAAUAGACGUUUCUAAAUAGAAGUUCUAAUAUUUUAUAACUCUAUCGUGUAUCGCAAGUGUGCGAAAUUCAACUGUACUAUAAAGUUUUAUGAAUUAAUAUUUUUUUUUUAAAUCAUGGAGGCUCCGAGAGUGUGUAGAAUAUGUCUGGUAGCUAACGUGAAGAUGUUUCACCUGCAGACACAGCCUUUAGAGACGUAUUUCGAAAAUGUUAUUGGGGUAAAUCUUUUAAGUACAAUGGAGCUGCCACCAUACAUAUGCUUUGAAUGCGCUGCAUUUGUGAAGAAAUUUUAUCAUUUCAAAGAAAGAUGUCUAAGAGGGCAAAGUACUCUGUAUGAACUAUUAAACUGCAAUGGAAAGAUAACAGAACAACUGCUACAACAUAUAGAUAGAAAAAAUUUACAACUAUCUUCUGAUAAUGUUAUUCAACAUUUUACGGAACCAACACUCCAUGUACAUGAGAAUGAGUACUCCGAGCCAUACAACAUAAAAGAAGAAAAUGAUAUGGACUGCAAGAUAUCUAUAGGCAUAAACAGUGUCAAGGAAGAAGAUUAUGAUGACUUCACUCCACUCAUAUCUAGUGACGAUGAUGAACCUCUAUCUCUACAUAAGAGUAUUAAAGAAGAGAAGAAAGGUAAAAAGAAAGAUAAAAAGAUCAAGAAAGAUAAAAAGAAGAAAUUGGAUGAUUUAGAUAUUGAUGAGCAGUUUGAAAAUGUAAAGUCCGCAGAAAACAUGGUAGAUCAACAAUUACUACUUCUCGAAGUAGUUCCCAAGCCGAAGCGUGGACGACCGCGGAAGACCGAUCCGCCUGCAGAGGCGAAAGAGCGGAAACCAAGAAGGACCAAGAACACCGGCGGAGUGCUCGACGACGAUAUAGACUUGGACGAAUAUGUAACCAUCAUUAAACUAUCGGUAGAAGAGCAACUAGAAGAGAUCAACAAGCGGCAGCAGUCUUCCAACUACCAGAACGCACCAUUCCAGUGUAACCUGUGUUAUAAAGGAUUCAUAGACACGCACGCGUGGAAACAUCAUGUCGGGAAACACGAUCCUAGCGCAGGUGACAUCGAAUGUCCGAUAUGCAAGUUCAGAUUCAAAACGAAACGCACGCUGCAGAAACACUCCGCUAACCACGAGAAGAAAUACGCCUGCAAGUCUUGUCCUUACGUGUCCAAGACGGCAACACAAGCAAAGCAACAUCAGAGAUGGCACAAAGGCGUCACGUACAAAUGUCAGUACUGCGAUGAAGUUUCCACUAAAUGGACAUCGUAUCUGAGCCACGUGCGGAUCAAGCACCCGUCGGAGUUCAUCUGCGGCGUGUGCGGGUACUCGUUCGUCAGUAAACUAGGCCUUACAAUGCACAAAACUAUGAUGCAUAAGGACGUUAUCGAGAAAGCGGAAGAUGAAACGGCCUCAGCAGGUCCGUACUGCCAGGAGUGCGACGUGAAGUUCAUCUCGGAGGAGGCGUGGAAGCGGCACAUGGUCACCUCCGUCAAACACACGCAGGCCACGCAUUUCAACAACGGUUGUCGCGUGUGCGGCGAGACGUUCAAGAGCUCCGAGGAGCUGCGCCUGCACCACCGCAAGGAACAUGCGCGCAAGAGGCCCAAGAACUACGGCAAGAAACCCACCAACAUCACCUGGCCGGCCAAGUGCGAACACUGUUCUGAAGAGAUUCCCAAUGCCCGAGAGUAUUGGACCCACUUCCGGCGAAUGCAUCCAGACAAGAACUACCCCAUACAGAAGAACCAUAUCUGUGAUAUUUGCGGAAAGAGUUUUAGAGGCAACGCGUUCCUAGUGUAUCACAAGCGGACGCACUCGGAGGAGCGGCAGUUCAAGUGCGGCACGUGCGGCAAGGCGUUCCACAACCCCACCAACCUGCACAUGCACGAGAAGACGCACUCCGACGUGCGUCCCUACCCCUGCACCGUCUGCUUCAAGGCCUUCAAGUGCAAGGGCGCGCUGGACAGGCACUUCCGGUGUCACACCGGCGUGAAGCCGUACUCGUGCGAAGUGUGCGGCAAGUCGUUCGGCCAGUCCAACUCGCGCAAGCUGCACGUGCGCACCGUGCACCUCAAGCAGCCCGCGCCCUACGUCAGCCGCGCGCGCCUCGAGCGCCUCGAGCGCCUCGAGCGCCGCGCCCGCCCGCGCGACGCACACCUCGCCUUCUAGCGCAGUGCGCACCACUCACGCGAGCUGCACGUGCGCACCGUGCACCUCAAGCAGCCCGCGCCCUACGUCAGCCGCGCGCGCCUCGAGC
Manduca sexta (tobacco hornworm) is the source of this 2430-nucleotide messenger RNA. Its product is annotated as zinc finger protein 354B. The record is from RefSeq and is a predicted model, not a curated record. Gene Ontology annotation, biological process: regulation of transcription by RNA polymerase II. Gene Ontology annotation, cellular component: chromosome; nucleus. Gene Ontology annotation, molecular function: chromatin insulator sequence binding; zinc ion binding. The transcript has 13 exons. Lineage: Eukaryota; Metazoa; Arthropoda; Insecta; Lepidoptera; Sphingidae. The coding region runs from base 291 to 2342 and encodes 683 amino acids.